AUGGGUGAUGCUGCAUCCCAGUUCUUGACAGCAUCUGCUGCUGUAUGCCAGGCGGCCUGGGCCCUCCAUGGCGAGCAUCCCGCACAGAAGCAUGUUCUGGCUGACUUGUUCUCGAACCUCCGCGAUGCCAUUCGGUCGCUGCUCGACACCAAAGGGGUCAUUACAGGUGCAGUCGAUGCUCUUUCUCAUGCGUGUCGCAAAGUGGCAUGCGAUCUUGCCAUACGUCUUGAUCGCGCUCAGGAUCUUCUUGUUCAUGGCCCCGCCAAAGACUCCCGACUCCGCGAGGUAUGGCCGCUGGAAGUCAUCGAAGCUCUCGCAACACGGCUUGUUGCCCUCAUGCGCCAAUUCCAAGCUGUAAACCCUGGGUCUGAUAUCCUCGGAGACGAACAAGCUCUCUCGCGCCUUAGGUUCAAGACAUCACCCCAAACACAUCAGACAGAGAGAAACGAAGAUCCGCAACCAAGUCUAUCCGAGUCGCAGUCUCCCCCAAAGACCUUCAGCUCUCUCCCGGAGAGCAUAGCCAUAAAUGUGAGUGUGCUCAAGUCCAAGAAUUCUUCACAGCCCGUCUACGCUCCAGCUGGUCUCCUCAAUGAAUUCAUUCUCGACACUUUGGCGUUCAAAGGCAUGUAUGACCGGGAAGAAAGUGUUGCCAAAGCACAUAAGAAGACAUUCGAAUGGAUCUUCGGAGCAGAUGGUUGCCAGGACCCGAACAAGGAUGGCUUUCGACACGAUUUUGCUGCAUGGCUCGAAACCAGCGAUCACGGGCCCAUAUACUGGAUGACAGGCAAGCCAGGGUCUGGUAAAUCUACCCUCAUGAAGUAUCUCUACGAACACCCAACGACACAGACUUUGCUUCGGAAAUGGGCAGGUGUAUAUCCCGUCUCGACCGCAGGAUUCUACUCCUGGGCCAGUGGCAGCAGGGAGCAGCGGUCCAAAAGCGGACUGCUCAGAUCUCUUUUGUACCAGUUGCUGUCAGCCAAUCCCCAUCUCAUGCCUCGUGCUUUCCCCAAGCUUUGGCACAAAAUCCGCACUAUGACCUCCAAGGAGAGAAUCGCCCUCCAUCUCGAAUGGGACUCGGAUGAGCUUCUGGACGCCUUUCGACUAUACGUGGAUGCGGCUUCGCCGGAAUUGAAAACAUGUCUCUUCAUUGACGGUCUUGAUGAGUUCGAGGAAGAUCACCAGGCACUCAUCAGCUUCUUCCAAAAUCUCGGCCAUGGCAAGAACGUAAAAAUGUGUCUCUCUUCGCGUCCCUGGGAUGUGUUCGAAGUAGCAUUCCAAGCUACAGGACCUAGUGUCAAAUUACACGAAAUCACGAAGAAUGACCUGUAUCAAUAUGCCGCUGAUAGGCUAGGAGAAAGCGCUAUUGUUCGUCGCGUUCUCAAGCGUGAUAGCCAAGGGACAGAGGCAUUGUAUCAGAUGACAGUUGAACGAGCAGAUGGGGUCUUCUUAUGGAUUAAGCUAGCUUUGAACGAUAUUCUCAAAGAGUUUGAUCCUGAAUUUGGUGUUUCAGGAUUGAAAAAAAAGUUGGAUCAACUUCCGACAGAGCUGGAAGGGUUGUACGAAAAGUUCUUGUUUCAGGAUCAAUCCGACGCUCAACUCGCCGAGACGGCAAGUUUUCUCUUCCUCAUCGAAUCCCGAGAGAUGGUGGCCGACUUCGUCAACGACGUAUCAGCAAGCUCUCUCACGGUAUGGGAACUAGCCUUUGCGCUUGAACAAGGUGACGACGACUAUGCAGCCGACGGGGAGGUGUCAAAGGUAUCUGACAAAUUUGUCCAUGAACGCUGUAACGGCACUAAAGAACGCAUGCUGCAACGGUUUGCUGGACUUCUAGGUCUUCAGGGGAAGCAAACUCAAGACCGCCUGCGCACUCAAAGGUUCGCGGACAGUAACGAAGUCGAAGGUGCAUCUAUACGCCAACUGGCAGACAGCAAAGUUACCUUCAUUCAUCGCACAGUACGCGACUGGCUGCGAAUUGACCAUGUCCAUAGGCGGCUUGAACAGAGGAAACCAGCUGCCUUCGAUCCCCAUUUGCGGCUAUUACGAUCAUACGUGCUCCGGCUCAAGAGACCCAUGGAAGAAGUCGAGCAUCACCGACGAUUUGACGAGUGGUGGCCGGACGUGGCUCUCGCCAUGACUCACUCCAGGUAUAUUGUGGACGAUGCGAGGAAGCUGCAACGCCGGUUUCUAAACCAGCUCAAUAAAACUCUAUCGUGGCUGUGGGAUGCCAAUGCGAAUCCCCACGACCAUUGGGCUGCCAAAGCGUUCGGAUUCUUCCACGUUCGGAAGAAGGCGCCGCCAAUAUGGCACCCUUUCCUCUGUUUAGCCACCAAGUUUGGCCUAACAACCUACGUUUCGGAAGAAUUAGACGCAUGCAUGUUGCAGGACAGCCACGGUGUUCUCGGUGUAGACGAAAAAGCCACUCCUCUGCUCACCUAUGCAACCGAGUUUCUAUGCUCGCGAGAGAGGACCAUUUACCCCUUAUCGGAUCCCUGCAUGAUUCGGAAUCUCCUCGAACGGCCUCAUCGCAUUAACCCUGGGCCGAACCACGAGUACACUGACUUUGAAACAAGAGCUCCCAUGACCUCCUGGGUGGCCCUUCUAAGGCAUCUCCGAAAUGCGCGCCGCCGGCGCAAGAUAGAAUAUUUUGACACGGACCCAAACGGCACUGCACGGUGGGCAGAGAUUGUACGCCUCUUCUCGCAGAGUGGUGCGGACGUUGAUGCUGUUGUUGCCGCGGAUCCUUGGGAUGCGGAAAUAUCGACGGUGGGCAUUAUCGAGUUGUUGGCCGACACAUAUUGUGCGGUAGAGCUGGAAGAUAUCAAGCGCCUGAUCGUGGCCAUUAAAAGCAGACACAACAACAGCCACACUCCCUGA
This is a messenger RNA of Talaromyces atroroseus, 2874 nucleotides long. RefSeq lists its product as hypothetical. Lineage: Eukaryota; Fungi; Ascomycota; Eurotiomycetes; Eurotiales; Trichocomaceae. The transcript is spliced from 2 exons. The coding region runs from base 1 to 2874 and encodes 957 amino acids. The record is from RefSeq and is a predicted model, not a curated record.